Messenger RNA from Aspergillus pseudotamarii, 759 nucleotides. RefSeq lists its product as uncharacterized. The record is from RefSeq and is a predicted model, not a curated record. The transcript has a single exon. NCBI's taxonomy places the organism in Eukaryota, Fungi, Ascomycota, Eurotiomycetes, Eurotiales, Aspergillaceae. The coding region runs from base 257 to 718 and encodes 153 amino acids.
UAUCUCUGGAAGCUUGUUGCUAUCUAUACAAUCACCGAAGUUUGGGGGUCUACUCGUUAGAACAUACUUGGUAACAAGAAGACCGAAAGCAAGACACAGAUCAAGAUAUCUUCAAAACAAACACCAACAGUAUACAGACCCAUACCAACUCUCUACUCUCUACUUCAACAACCCUACACCAAUCCAACGUCACCCAACUCAACCCCAUCCACCCAAAGCCAAACCUCGCCAUCCAACCUCCCACUACGGGAAGAAAAUGUGCUUCCUCGAAGUCGACGAGGGCAAAGGCCCCUGUAUCCGAGUCGUUGAAUACAGAAAUCCGCCUAUGCGCGUCUCAGUCCCGCCCCCCUCUCACCGUCGCCGUCGCAGACAUAGCAGCAGCAGCAGUAGCUCCAGUUCCAGUUCCAGUUCCAGCAGUAGUGACAGCCACGACCCAACGAGCCUCUGCCCUCCGCGACAUUCUCAUUCCCAUCACUGCGAGUCUCCGCGAUCGUCUUAUACUACUGUGUCGAGACGGAGGAUUCGCACAGUGGAAGAAUCGCUUCCGAUUUCAAGAUGGAAGGGAUGGUGGCUUGGGAGUCGGGAUUUCUUACCUGAGCGAAGGUGUGUGGAGUAUAUUGAGCCUGAAGUUAGGGGAGUGAGAGUGAGGGAGAGGGAGAGGGAGAGGGAGAGGAGGAGACCUAUGUGGGAGGAGGAUGUGGAGUAUAUUCGGGUAUAGAAAUUGUUAGAUGAUCUCGGAGUUGGGAGUUAGGGUUUGGG